This is a messenger RNA of Anolis carolinensis (green anole), 540 nucleotides long. RefSeq names its product angiogenin-2. Bases 1 to 426 code for a protein of 141 amino acids. The transcript has a single exon. Lineage: Eukaryota; Metazoa; Chordata; Lepidosauria; Squamata; Anolidae. Gene Ontology annotation, biological process: defense response to Gram-positive bacterium. The record is from RefSeq and is a predicted model, not a curated record. Gene Ontology annotation, molecular function: RNA nuclease activity; nucleic acid binding.
AUGCAUUUCAAGGGAGCGGGCCCUGUUCUCUUUGCACUCCUGGCCAUGGUGUUCAUCGUUGGGACCUAUGCCGCUGACUAUAAGACCUUCCUAAGGCAGCACUACGACAACCCCAAGAGCAACGUGGGGAAGCGUUACUGCGAUACCAUGAUGAAAAGGCGUGGGAUGACCAAACCCAUGUGCAAGGCGGUGAACUCCUUCGUCCAUGCUUCCAAGAAACAAAUCAUUGCUGUGUGUGGCAAAGACGGGAAGCCUUACGGCAACGGGUUGCGGCGUAGCAAGAAGCAGUUCUCCGUCACUACCUGCAAGCACCAAGGUGGCUCAACCCGCCCACCUUGUAAAUACAAAGAGAACAAGUCCAACAGAUACAUUGUUGUCCGUUGCUCACGUGGAAAGCCUGUUCAUCUUGAUAAAACCCAAAUCUAACCAUGUGAGGUUGUCAGUUGUAUGCUUAACCUGUGAUUAAAUUAGAGUAACUGAGCCUAUAAACCUAUGAGAUUACUUUAACCAAUGUUGAUUAAUUGCAUCCUUUUUUUCCGC